AAACACUUGAGGGAAGGGGGGAGAUGUGGUGGUGAGGCCAAUGUACCAACUGCAGGCCUCAGGAAGGAUAUGCAGACAUGUCUGAAAAAAGCUUUGAGGGGCAAGGAACCACUUGGAGAUUUAAGCCUCAGAGGACAAAUCAGGCAGGUUGCCAAAACCAAGACUUUUUUUUUUUUUUUGAGAGGACUCAGAACCUUCCACGAAGGCAGCCAAAAUGAAGAAGUCCUAGAAAAUGAGAUAAGCAGGAAACAUGCAUCUGUGUCCUUCCUCCCUCUCCCACGUUUCCGUGCUUCACUCUGCCCCCAAUACAGCUGAAGAGACAAAGGUCAGGAGUGUUGGUAAGAAAUUCAGUUACCAUGUCUACUGCAGUCUGCAAAUCCCAGCAUGGCUGAGAAGAACAAGACAGACAAGACAUACAUAUGGUGGCCUGCACAUUAAUAAGGCUCUGGAAAAAAUGUUCGUUUUCCCGAGAAGGCCUCAAAGGCACAAGAGAAGCCUGAAUCCUCACUGCUGGCUAGCCAACUCUGAAAUUUGCUCCACUCUGGGAGAGACAAGGUACCUCUAACAGACCUGCUUCCUCUGCCAGAAAAAAAAACAGCCCAGAGCCUGUGACUCAGGGUCAGUGUGGAGAUGCUGUAUGAUGCCCUUUGUAUCCAAAUGACAACUUUAACAUCUAUCAGUGCAUCUUUAUUGGAUAACAAGAAGAACAGAGACAGAAAUCAGGCUUAUCCAUGGCCAUGACUGGAAUCUGGAGCAGAGCCUGAAUUAGCUUCUUCCUGGGCCCUCCAUACCUCCAGCUGUCCGGGAGCCCCAGGUACAGGGCUAAGGUAUGCAGAAUACUGCCAAGAAAUGAGGGUGGGCUGCAGGGGAAUGGGCUCUGGCCCAGGCUGGGUGUCCCAGGGAAGAAAGAAAAAGAGGUUAACAUAAUUGUGGCUAGAGGUGAGUUGAGGGCAGGCAGGACACUUAAACUGGAGAGGGCACAAACAGUUCUCGUCAGACAGACGGUUGGAACUCCAAACACCAUCAUACCUCAAAUGUGAGUUUAAAUCCUGCCCAUUUGCUUGAGUUGACUACUGACUGAACAGUUAGGAAUCUGCCUCUUUGGCUACCCAACAUCCCCUCUUGUUUUUUAUGAACAGUCCCUGAAUUUAUUCAGGUGUCAGUGUGCGCAGCUAAUCCCUCCAUUUCCCAGUCUUCCACUCAGGGGUGACCAAAGAGGUGAAGCAGAAGUCAUUACGUGUGGCUCCUAGGACAUAUCCUUAAGGGCUGACCUGGGGGUGGGUAGGGUGUGAGGAGGGUGGAGGUACCAUUUCAGCCCCUGCCGCUGGCCUUCCUCCGAGCUGCACUGUGGAAUGAUAGCUAGGCUCGGUCAGUCAUUUUGUUACCACGGGGGUAGAAGCUCUGGACUAAGGAUGGUAGAGCACAAAUACAAAAGGAACCUGGAUUCCUGAUGCUUCCCUGGAGCUGUGAGAUGGUUCUGAAUUGCCAACCUUCAGACUUCUUUAUAUGGGAGAGCGACCUCUGAACUGUGGUUAAGCCGUGUGGAGUUGACUCUCCACGAACAGCGGUGAAUGGGACACAAUUCCAAUCUAUGCCUUCAUUCAGCUGGGUCACCGGCUUGCGCAGGAGGACUCACCCUCUGGCCAGGUACUGUGGCCAGGUGGGGAGGCCACAGUGGUGAACAAGACAGGCUAGAAUGGAACUUUAUACUCUCGGCCGGGGGCUAGGCAGACAAAACCAGCUGGCAAAGAAGGCAACCAUAACAUUCUAGAUAGUGACUAAGUACUAAUAAUAACGCUAAGUAAUAGUGAUAGUGAUAAGAAAAUAAAGUACUUUUGUGACUAAAAUGGCCAGGGGUACAUCUGAUAGUCCAGGAAAGUAUCUGGGGAACAGGGAUGUGAAUGAUAUAGACCCAGUCAUGCAAAGAUCAGAGGUUCAGCCAGAGGCAAUGGCAAGUACGAGGCCUGAGGUAGGAACUGGCCUGGAGUGUUCAGAAAGCCUGUUUGACUGGCCUUGUGGUUUAAAAAAAAAAAAAAAAAAGAGUUGGAUGGUGGUCAGAGAGGUGGGGUGGGGUCUGUAGGACAAUGCAAGGACCCUAUUCUAAGCCUGACAGAGAGCCACUGGAGCAUCUUAAGCAGGAGAAUGAUAGGAUCUGAUUACCUUUUAAAAAGGUUAUCAGUGUCACUGCGGGCUCCGGGAACACCUUAUCCUGAGACUCCAUUUUGGUUCGGAUAAAAUGCUUUAGUUUUAAUGCCCACGACAAGAAAUGCAUUCUUUUGCAUCCCCACGCCUCACCGUUCCCUGCUGUUUGGCUUGGCCCAGUUUAUGGAAUUACAUCACACACCCGGCCACCUGACGCAUUUGAGUUUGUGACUCCACAUCUCGUCCAUUCUCCUAUUUGUACAAAGACACAGGCCCAAGACAUGAACGACUUGUCCAAAAUCAGAGAAAAGACUCCAAGCCAGGCUCUUUACUAGCUGUCCCCCCCCAACCCCACCUUCCCUAACAACCUGCUGCACAGCCAAGUUUUGUUAGGAAGGAGGCACUUGCCCAGCUCAAUAAGAAAAAGGAACCACGUGGUGUGUGGAAGUUGAUAAAGGGAAAUCUCAUUUGAAGUGGAGUCAGGACACCCUGUAGGGGGACCUCUCACCCACACUUUCCCUCACAGCUUACCUCACAUUCCUGAACAGGUCAUUUUACAACCCCAGCAGGUAGAAAUGAGUGAGAAACUAUCACAACUCAGCCCACCAGAAACCAUCACCACCCUGAACUCUUGCUUUCCUCCAACAGGCUCAACAGACCUUGGUUCAAAGCAGCCCUUCCCAACUUCCUCUUUUUUUUUUUUAAAUAAUGUUCCUCUGUUCCUCUCCUUUGUUCUCCAGACUGGCCUAUGGUUUGCCAUAGCCUGCAGGUCCCAAAUUGCAAUUCCUCUGCUAUUCCCAAAUACACUCAUUUUGCUGGUAAAAUAACUAGCUUUUUUUGUUUUUUUUUAGGUCAACAGGUUAUUAAAUAAUGUAUGUCACACCAAACGGGCUCUGAUAUUUUUAUCAUAUUAUUUCAUCCUAAUCAGCAUGCAGAAACUACUUUAUAAUGUUGUCAUUUGAUUUCUGUGAAAAUUAAUAAAAGGAAAAGUCACUCGGAGUCGGAGGCCAGCAGGAGUAGCUCUUGCACGCUUAUGGGGGGGGUCAACUGCAGCCCCCAGGGGAAGUGACAAACGCACUUUGCACCUCCUGUCCCAGCAGGAGGUAGAAAGGUUUCCUCCUGCCCCAGCAACAGCCCAGCCAAUGGGAGGCGGUGAAACUCAGCCCAAUGAGAAGCCAGUAUACUUGGAACUCCGGCUUUUUUACUCCAAUGGACUUUUUGGUUAUUACAGGCUUCCCAACCACCCCUCUCCCAGUGUUCCUCCCCUUUCUUCUGGGCACUUGCCUAUGGCUUUACCUAAGCUUGCCUGUCCCAGAUUGCAAUUCCCAAAAAAACCGCCCCCUUUUUUGCUGGUUAAAUAACGGUCACUUUUAUUUUUAAGGUUAACAUUUCCAAUACCUCUUUCCAUGUAGACAGGCCCUGGAGCCAGUUAUUCCAACAGCUAAACAACAUCUCACUAUGUACGCAUGCCCAUUUGUGACCGUUUGUCUUCCUGGGCACCUAAGGUAUUUGUUUCCCCCCAACUAUAUAUAGCACUGCUAGCCGAUGUCUCGUUUAAUACAUAUUCCUUUUCAUGUGCUUCUUUAGCUAAUAUUCUCAUUAAGACAAAAGGCUUAAGAUUAUUUUUCUAGGAUCUGCUACAGACUGCCAUGAGCCAAAACAGGCGGCUCCCUGCGACCAGCAUAGCCCUGGCCGGUGUCCCGCAGGCCUAAAUGAUGGAAGCCCCUGUCCAAACUGACCCUGGACUGCCCUGUUUCAUUUUUAACACGAGGGUAAUCACACCACGGACCUCCUAAGACAGAGGGCCCAUUAAAGGAGACGAUUCCGCUAAGCACUUAUAACCGGACCUAGCACGCGGUAAGAGGUCCAUGGCGUAAUACUUAGCAAGAAAAAGGAUCGAAAACCCAACAGCCUGUGAGACUCUCCAGAAAAGCUCCACGACCCUCAGAUCAAGCCCAGAGCUGAGACCAAGGGUCAGCUGAGCCACCCGUAUGCCCCUCUGGCUUGUUUCUUAAAUUGCAUCACUUUCUGGUUGAUGUUACUUCAUUUGAUAGCCCACCUACUUUUGUGACCUUCUUAAGGACCCCACAUUCUGUGCUUUGAUGUUUGGUGUCUUCAGAUGACCAUAUAAAGCAGAAGAACCCGGGGGUCGCAUCGGAAACCAGUCUUCCCGGGAGGCGGGGCGAGGCGGCCAUGCUGGCGGCAGGAGCCGACGCAGGCGCAGGCGCCGGGCCGAGAGGUGCGCACCCCGGCCGGGACGGCCGGGACUGCCGUGGUGGUCGCGGCUGGCUCCGCCUUCCCGGCGGCGAGGGGGCGAUGGCGGCUGCUGCCUUCUCCGGGGACCGGCCUAUCUCGCGCCCACGGCACGUUCCGGGGCCAGGCGGAGACGCUGCUUCCACGACUCUAAGGCCGGAAAGCCGGAUACACGUAUUUGCCCUCUGCGUGCCUUUCCCGUCCCGCUUGGAGGCGGAGAUCGCCUAUCGGUCCCUGACCCCAGAUGCCGAACUCCACAGAGGGGCUGUUGAGAAGCAGCUCACAGUGAGUUGCAGCGUCGUGGCCGUCCGCUGGAGAGGUGAAGAUCCUCGCCUCCUCCGAAUUUCCAUCAUCAGCUUUCUUGAUCAGCUUUCCCUGGUGAUGCAGACCAUGCGGCGCUUUGGGCCCCCCGUUUCCCGCUAAGCCUGGGCUGGGGAGAGGGGGCUAAGGCCUAUCUUGUCCCUUCCCAAGGCACUGCGUCCUUCCCUGGGUCAGUGAUCCCUGUAGUAGUAGCUGCAACGGUGUUAGGGGGGCCUGGUCUUCUGGUGUUGGGGAGGCCUGAUCUUCUGCUACUGCUGGCCCUAGGGCACUCAGGGUCCAUUUGUUUUGUUUGUUGCCUAAAUGUUGGUUACUGCAGAAAAUAAAACUGAGCUUUGCUAAAAAAAAAAAAAUCUCAUGAGCUAGAAGAGUAAAUUUCAUAUAUACAUAAAUUAUAAGAAGAUAUUCUUAGUAAUACAAAGAUCUCCAAAAAAAUGUGUUUUCCUAAUUUCUUUUAAAACCCCUGCUAUACAAUGCUUAUCAGCUGUUAUGUUAAUUUUAGAGAAUGAUUCAUCACUCUAGGUUGUUUUUUUCCUGUAUUUGUCUAAUAAAAUGAAAGAUGAACUCUGA
Messenger RNA from Zalophus californianus (California sea lion), 5283 nucleotides. Its product is annotated as EKC/KEOPS complex subunit LAGE3-like. The record is from RefSeq and is a predicted model, not a curated record. Gene Ontology annotation, cellular component: EKC/KEOPS complex. NCBI's taxonomy places the organism in Eukaryota, Metazoa, Chordata, Mammalia, Carnivora, Otariidae. Bases 4336 to 4818 code for a protein of 160 amino acids. The transcript is spliced from 5 exons.